This is a messenger RNA of Struthio camelus australis, 396 nucleotides long. Lineage: Eukaryota; Metazoa; Chordata; Aves; Struthioniformes; Struthionidae. The record is from RefSeq and is a predicted model, not a curated record.
AUGUGCAGCGUCCGCUUCUGUGCGCUGUCCCUGUCUGCUUGUUUACUCCUCAGAGCUGAGGUUGUUUGUUUUUCUUUUAAGGCUGGCCAGCAGAACUACGUGGAUCCAGUUACAGGUUAUUUAGUGCUCACCAAAGUUGCCCACUUGCAGAGAGGUAAAUGCUGUGGCUGUGCAUGCAGGCAUUGUCCCUAUGAGCAAGUUAAUGUGAAAGACCCGUCCAAAAAGAAGCGCUUCAAUUCUUUUUUUUAUGUUUGACUAUUAAUAUCUCUGCAUUCUGAGAGAGCGAGCAGAUCAGUUCCUGGUGGCUUCCACUGCUGGAAUACUGGCAUUUGUUGUACCUGAUACUAGCUUCCAGUGAAUACACUUUAAUUGUAAUAAAACACAAACUGAACCAUA